Messenger RNA from Maniola jurtina (meadow brown), 2191 nucleotides. RefSeq names its product mitochondrial ribonuclease P catalytic subunit (gene mldr). Lineage: Eukaryota; Metazoa; Arthropoda; Insecta; Lepidoptera; Nymphalidae. The record is from RefSeq and is a predicted model, not a curated record. The transcript has 5 exons. The coding region runs from base 112 to 1710 and encodes 532 amino acids. Gene Ontology annotation, biological process: mitochondrial tRNA 5'-end processing; tRNA 5'-leader removal. Gene Ontology annotation, molecular function: protein binding; ribonuclease P activity. Gene Ontology annotation, cellular component: mitochondrial ribonuclease P complex; mitochondrion.
UUGUAAAUAUAACCUCAAAUAUUUAAAUAAUGAAUAAAAUAAGGCAAAGUAAUUAAUCUAAGUAAUUAUAAUAAUAUUAUACAGACCAAACAAUUGAAUUUAUUGGUCAAGAUGAGUGUUAUUCAUAAAAGUUUUAUAUUACUUCACAAAGGAAUCUUUAAAAAUAUUUAUUUGAACCUGACCACUCGACUUAUAACAACACCGGCACUAAACAAGACAGAGCAGAUAGAGUUUAUAAAAUCUGCUAUAGAAACUAGCAAAUCUGAAUCGAAUUGGUCAAAUUUAAAAAAUAAUGUUCUUUGCAAGCAUGGCAACUUAAACGAGAAGAAUAUUGAUGCUGUUAUAUUAAAAAUGAUGGUUGCUAAUAAAAAUUUUAAUGCUGCAUUAUCCUUUGCUAAUUAUUUACAGACGUCUAAUCAGGAGCUAUCACUAGGUGCCAUAAAUAGUCUUCUAAAUCUCUAUUAUGAAUAUUCCAAAGAAUAUGAGUUGUCGGAACCUGAGAAAAAAUUCAUUUUGAGUAGUUACACAAGUCUUUAUGCCAAAUACAAAGUACUGGAUAGUGUCACAAGUGAGAGACUUUUGCAUGCACUCUGUGCAAUAAAUGAAUGGAAAAAAUGUUUAAAGCUAUUAGAUGAUAUUUUACUAACCGGUGUUCCUAGUCAUUCUGCUUAUAGCACAGUAAUAGGAACCCUUUUCAAAAACAAUAAGAAAGCUGAAGCAUUGAAAAUGAUAGAGAAAAGUGAGAACAACAGAAGACCUCUUCAAGAUUAUGCAUAUGAAGAAUGGAUGAAGUAUAUUUUUAGGAAGUAUAAAGAUAAGAAGACUAUACUGAAAUAUUUGAAUGAGUUGUGUGAUCACAUAUCAAAGAAUUGUACUGUUGUGCCUGAGGCCACUGCACGGAAGUUGAAAGAAUCCUUUGAAGCCAUCAAUUGGACUGUUAAUUUUACUGAGAUAAAAAAACAUAGAGGUGAAUGUAAGAGCUGCAACCUAACAUUAGACUGCCUGAGGUUAUCUACAGAAGAAUUUACUACAUUACAGCAAAAUAUUAAAGAUAAACUCAUAGUUGGCUCCGAUUUAUUCCUUAAAACUUCUCCUGAGGAAUUAAAAAGGUUUACAGAAUUUGUUGAGAGAACUGCCCCUUACGAUAUAGUCUUGGAUGCAUUAAACAUCGCUUAUCUAGCUGGGAAAGUAGGUGGUGUCAAUGACAGGUUAAGAAUAUUGACAACUGUUAUGAAGCAUUUUGUAGAGAAAAAGAAAAAGAUACUGCUUCUUGGUAGGAAACACAUGCUGAGAUGGAACAAAGGAAUGCUGCUGCAACUUAUGAAGAAAACAGAUAGCUUUUUCACUGAAAACAUAUCACAAGACGAUCCCUACUUCAUAGCAGCGGCAAUAUUAAGCGGUCCACACACCGACAUAGUGUCGCGGGAUUUGCUUCGCGGCCACAGGUUUCUGCUGCAAAACGAAGAGUUGCGGCAACUGUUCCAGAGGUGGCAGUGGGAACAUCAGUGGAUGGUGUUUGCAGCUAGACAUAAACCUAUUAUACAGGAACCUCUAAAGUUCACACCAAUCGCUCAACAAAACUCGAAUGGCUGGCACCUUCCAUACGAGGCAGAGAAUGCAUCCACAUUAGGGCAAGUUAAUGACGGCAUACCUGACAAUUCCAGUUGGCUUUGCAUGAGAUCUAAGCCCUCAUCAGUUUUAAAGCCCUAGUCACACAAAACGCGCGACGGCUGCGAUUUCAAAGUGGUUCCUAGAAGUUGUAAGGAAGUGUAUGAAGACAUUAAUUUUCAUCGUUACCAUUGCGCUGCGUAGUGAGAUCCCGUUCUCGCAGCAUUUUUGCUGGGUGUAAUUAAUACCCUCUUGAAUGAAUUUUGGCCACGGCGCGGGCGGUCUAUCUCCAUAAAGAUUAUAAUAGCGCGGGAGAUAUUUAUUAUAGCGAACAAGUAUGUGCGCAAACACAGAUGCAGUCUUUAUUAAUAGUAGUUUAGAGAUUAUGUGCAACAGAAUUAGCCACAUUGAGAUAUGAAAUAAUAUGAUAAUAGAUUGUUUAUCAAUUUGUUAAUAAUAUAUUAUAUGUUUAUAACAAACUUGUUGAUUGAUGUAUGAUUGCAAUAUUAUGGGUAUAUUUUGUAUUAUUUAUGCAUGUUUUUAAAUAUUAGUUGAGUAUCUAUCAAAAUAAAAAAAAUGUGAU